AUUCCACCAGAGGGCCACCAGAGUCUGUAUCAGCGUAUCAGUUGGUUGAAAGAUAACCUCAUUGAUAAACUUAAAACGGUUCUUCUACGCAAUUUUAUGAACGCUGGGCUCUUGCAGUUUUUGUUUUCUUUCCGACAGGUUUGUGAAAAAUUUAAUGAAAUGAUGCCCAGUAAUAUUCGCACAAUGAGAAUGGCGAAAGAAAUUAAAGACUUGACAAGAAAUCCUCCUCAUGGAAUCACCUGCUGGCCCAAAAAUGACAGAAAUGAUCUUUUGGAAGCUAUUGUGCAAGGUAGUGAAGAUACUCCCUAUGCAAAUGGCAGCUUCAGAAUUGACAUAGUCAUUCCAGAACGUUAUCCAAUGGACCCACCUCAGUUGAAGUUUUUGACAAAGGUGUAUCAUCCCAACAUUGACAAUGUCACUGGUCUAAUUUGUCUUGAUGUUCUGAAGAUGCCUCCACAAGGUCGUUGGAGACCUGUGAAUAAUCUUUCCCUGAUUCUUACUGCAGUCAAACAAUUAUUGUCAGAUCCAAAUCCUCAUGAUCCACUAGAUUCAGCAAUUGCACAAGAAUAUAUUGCCAACAAAUCAUUGUUCAUCGAGAAUGCCAAAAAAUGGACACAACUUUAUGCUAUGGAGAACUCCUCAUCACGCCCAUCCAAACGCAAGAGUGUGGAAGAACCAAAUGGUGAUGAGAAAUCUAAACGUCAUCGUCGCGCGUCUUCCCAAUCGGAACCCCAAAAUAGAGAAGAUAGCUCAUCUGAAGACCCCACAGUUUCAACCUCGGAGCCGUCAAGUAAAAUUCCUUUGAAGCGGAAGCGAAAUACUGAUCCAGCCUGCGAGGAAGAUUCUCAACGCUCUCACGAUUCGCCUUUAUCAGAGGAUGCCAGUGUUCCAGAAAAACAAGAUAAGAAUUUCAACUCAAUCGACAACAGUCGAAAUAAAGUUUGAUUUCUAUUACUAAACGCAAGAAACAAAUUGCUGAAUUUUCAAUUUCAGAACAAACAUUUUUUUCUUCAUUUUCUAACCCGGAAUUUAACUUCAUGUAUGUGCUUUUCAAACUAUUCUAGUAUUAUUAAGUGAUGAAACAAGAUAUUGUAAUUUA
This is a messenger RNA of Daphnia pulicaria, 1099 nucleotides long. Its product is annotated as ubiquitin-conjugating enzyme E2 T-like. The transcript is spliced from 5 exons. The record is from RefSeq and is a predicted model, not a curated record. Lineage: Eukaryota; Metazoa; Arthropoda; Branchiopoda; Diplostraca; Daphniidae. The coding region runs from base 97 to 945 and encodes 282 amino acids.